AAUUUUUUGUGUUUUUGCCCUAUUUUUAGUAUUGUUGCGAUUCAUUGUUGAUUUGAAUGAGCGAGCAAUUCAAUGGAGAAGGAGAACACCUUCGAUCCUGAUUUGGUUCACGAAAUUUUCAAGCUUGUUUGGAAAAGAAAAGCUGCAGAACGAGGGAAAAAUGAAUUAUCUGAGAAUAUAGAGAACGAGGUUGGGGCUAGCUCAUCAAAGAGAUUUCGGCCUACUUUUGCCAAUGCAAAUGCACUGAAGCUGAGCUCUGAACUCCUCCGAGUCUUUGUAGCAGAAGCUAUACAACGUGCUGCUACUAUUGCUGAAGCCGAGGGCAGUGUCAAAAUCGAAGCAACUCAUCUAGAGAGGAUACUUCCUCAGUUACUUUUAGAUUUUUAAGUUACUUGAACGCAGUAGCGGACUCAGGAUUUUUGCUCAGGGGUUUGAAAUAUAAAGAAGAAGUUAAGUUGAUAAUGUAAUUGCGCAGUGAGCGUAGUAGCCCCUCAGCAUGCUCUUUGUACAAGAACCAUAGAUAUUUCAUUGGUUCAUAAAAGUAAAGACUAAACUAAUCAAAGAUAUUGAGGACAAAGAUGCAUUGAUAAGAAUUUUAGUGGAUCGACUGUAUUACAUAAGUUAGUUUUUAAAACACGUGAAAAUUAAAUGAUGAAAAAGGGAGCGAGACGGGGAAGAAAGAUAUUUACCUUAACAUGCUAAAUUUAACUCA
Messenger RNA from Solanum tuberosum (potato), 712 nucleotides. RefSeq names its product centromere protein X. The transcript has 6 exons. Gene Ontology annotation, cellular component: FANCM-MHF complex. The record is from RefSeq and is a predicted model, not a curated record. Gene Ontology annotation, biological process: replication fork processing; kinetochore assembly; DNA repair. Bases 73 to 387 code for a protein of 104 amino acids. NCBI's taxonomy places the organism in Eukaryota, Viridiplantae, Streptophyta, Magnoliopsida, Solanales, Solanaceae.